This is a messenger RNA of Cyprinus carpio (common carp), 2543 nucleotides long. Its product is annotated as perforin-1-like. The record is from RefSeq and is a predicted model, not a curated record. NCBI's taxonomy places the organism in Eukaryota, Metazoa, Chordata, Actinopteri, Cypriniformes, Cyprinidae.
ACCAUUCAUUGGUUUGAAGAAAAGACCUAAAAGGAAGACAUUCCUUGCCAAAUGCCACGUUUCCACAAGGCGUGUCUUUUUUUAGCAUUAACAGGAUGCCAGAAAGUGACAUUACAGCAAUAGAAUUUCAUGAAGACAAAGAGAUAAAAACAGAGAAAAGGACUUUUAUGAGACAUCAUCAUGAAGACAUAUCCGUGUGUUUUCCCCAUGUUUCUCUGCAUUUCUCUGAUCUUGACACACUGGGACACAAGUUCAGCUUGCCACAUAGGCUCUCAUGAUGAAUGUGAACAAGCCCCAUUUGUGCCUGGUUACAACCUGGCAGGUGAAGGCUUUGAUGUUGUCAGGAUGCGCCGUAAAGGUGCCUUUUUGAUCAAUGUGACAUCAUACAUGGUCAGCGGCACUUGUACAGUCUGCAAGAACCGCUUUCAGGGAGGGCAGAUGCAGAAACUUCCCUCGGUUGUGAGGGACUGGCGUUCCUUCAGCCGUUGUAGCAAUCAGCUUUCUAGUGCUCUUCAUCAUUCUGUUGACUCCCUAAUGAAGAGUUCAUUGUCACUCAUCAAUAAAUGGGAAAUUGACCUUAGCCUGGAUGACAUAGGAAGGGCAAUUUUGGGAGGAAGCCAUUCAGAUAUUGCUAAAUUUGCCAAAUCUCAGAAUGCAAUGGAUAAAGCAACAUUUACCCUCCAUGAGCUCAGCUGCACAUAUUACAGUUACAGAGUUACAGACCACCCAGAGCUCAGCACUGAUUUCUCAAAACACCUCCAGCGACUUCCGACACAAUAUGAUGAGGAAACAAAACCCCUUUACCGAAGAACUAUAGAUACUUACGGCACUCACUACAUACGUCAAGUCCAUCUGGGAGGGCGAGUGAGGCGAGUCACGGCUUUUCGAACUUGUCUUGCAACCCUGAAGGGCUUCUCAGAGACUGAUAUCAAGAACUGCCUGAACAUUGAAUUAAAGAUGAUUUUGGGAUUCCUUCCUGCUAAUGCCUCACUUUCCAACAAAUGCUCUCAAAUUCUUAAAGAUAACAUAGGCAUGGGACUCUACCAGGGUUUCAUGACACACAAGAUAGAGGUGCUGGGAGGUGAGAAAUACUUUCCAGACCUAGUUUUAAACAAAAGCCCAGCUGAAGCAUACUCAAACUGGAUUAUGAGCUUGCAUGACAAUCCUGAUGUUCUAUCAUAUGCAAUUUUCCCACUUCAUCGUCUGGUGGCUGAUCCUGAGGUUAGUGCCAAUCUGAAGACUGCAAUAACAGAGUAUAUAGAAGAAAACAUGCUUUCUGUAGAUCAAAAGGAGAAUCAGGGAUGCUCACAAACACCAAAUCUAGACCACAACUGCUGUCCUAUGCUAGCCGGCCGUGGCACGUUAGUAGUGCUUGUUCUAGGUGCCACAGGAAUGAAUGAAGAUUACUUCUCAGCCACUGAUGGUUUUGUGAAAAUCUGGUACAAUGGUAUAUAUAAGCAGACUGAGGUGGUUAUGAAUGAUAAUAAUCCAGAUUGGGACACCCUUUUUAAUUUUAGAUCAAUUGAGUUUGGUCAUGAACUCAUAUUUGAGGUUUGGGACAGUGAUGUAAAAUAUGAUGAUUUUGUGGGGAGAUGUGUGGUCAGACCUGAACAUGGAACUCAUAUUCACAGAUGUCCGUUACAGAGAGGCAUCUUUUAUUUCGCCUACCAUGCUUUUUGUGAUGCUCACUUGACAGGCCCAUGGUGUAGAAGAUAUUCACCACAAACCUAAGACCUACAUUGCAAGGAAUGUUUCUGCAUAUUACUUUUAAAUAAUUAAAUGUAGUGCAUUUAUGGAAAAUAGGGUUACAUUUGCAAACUCUCACGUUUUUAUUAUUAAUUAGGAUUCCAAGCAGCAAACGUGCUUGAACCCUAUGUGUUUGUAAGGAUUUUCUUAUUAACAGGGGUCAAGUCCUCUCUUUUAAUAGUGUUUUCUUUCUUUUUUUAUUAUUAUUCAUCUUCCACCAUGGAAGUCUAUGGUAGCCCAUAGCUCAUAUUUCAAACCCUCUAGUGCCACAACAGCUCAAAAUGUAACUUUUUAGAAUUAAUACUUUUGAACCAUAAGGGCUAGGAUUAUUUUUUUUGUUUGUUUGUUUAAGUUUAUUUUAAGUUUUUCAAAUUUAAAAAUUAUUCUUCAAAUUCCUUCUAGACCGUUGCUCUUGUCUUCAAAAAAAAAAAAAAAAAAAAAAAAAAAAUUAUAUAUAUAUAUAUAUAUCAUAAAUGACAGACCAUGCUGACAAAUAGUUAUGGAAUUCAAGUAGAUUAUUCUUGAGGCUGUAUCUCCACAAUGCUUUCGUGUAUUGAGACAGAACCUGGUAACUGUCAUCAUAAGCAUGACGUGAUAGUACAUCCAUCACCAAUGCCACCUAGUUGUCAGGAAAUAUGAAAGAAAUUAUAUUUUUUACUCAACUUCUGAGCUGUUUGGCCAAACGCAAUCACAAGAUAACAUUUACAUACAUACAUUUAUAUGCCUGCAGUAUUUACAGGAUUAUUACAAUCCAUUUUAUUGUCAUGUAUCACAAUGCAGUUAAUAAAAAUAAUUGC